UACUCACCCAGCACCGCAGAGCUCUCAUCCUCUCUCUCUCUCUCUUUCUCGCGCUCGCUUUGCUUCCUCGUCGAGGUCCAAGUUCCUGCAUUGAUGGCGACCGAGGUGGCUGAGACUCCCGCGCCGUUGGCGGAGGCGGUCCCCGAGACCCCCGCGGAGGCACCGGCGGCGCCCGCCGCCGAGGCGAAGCCUACCAAGGCCAAGAAGGCCUCUGCGCCCAAGAAGCGUGCCAACCCGACCCACCCGCCGUACGCCGAGAUGAUCUCGGAGGCUGUCACGUCGCUCAAGGAGCGGACGGGGUCCAGCCAGUACGCGAUCGCCAAGUUCGUCGAGGACAAGCACAAGGACAAGCUCCCGCCCAACUUCCGCAAGCUCCUGCUCGGCCAGCUCAAGAAGCUCGUCGCCGGCGGCAAGCUCACCAAGGUGAAGAACUCCUACAAGCUGCCCGCACGCGCCCCGGCCGCCGCCAAGCCGAAGCCCAAGUCCAAGACCGCUGUGAAGAAGCCCAAGGCCGGUGCCAAGAAGCCCAAGGCCGCCACCAAGCCCAAGCCGAAGCCCAAGGCCAAGUCCCCCGCCAAGGCGAAGCCCGCCGCAAAGCCCAAGGCAGCCGCGAAGCCCGCCGCUAAGCCGAAACCCGCAGCGGCCAAGCCCAAGGCGGCCGCCAAGCCGAAGGCCAAGCCAGCUGCCAAGGCUAAGCCGAAGGCUGCCGCGGCCAAGCCGAAGCCAGCUGCCAAGAAGGCCGGCCGCCCCGCCAAGGCCGCCAAGACGUCAGCCAAGGACACGCCCGGGAAGAAAGCGGCGCCCGCCAAGAAGCCCGCCGCUGCGGCCAAGAAGGCCCCUGCCAAGAAGGCCGCCCCAGCCAAGAAGGCUGCGACCCCGUCGCGGAAGGUGCCGUCCCGUAAGGCGAAGAAGUAGAGCGGUGGUCUUGGCAGGAAUCUAGGGUUUCGUGCUCCUUCGAUUUUAGAUGUUUACUCGUUUUUGCUCUAGUUGUGGGUGGUGCGCGGGGUGGGUUACUAGGUUGUAAAUUUGAUGUCGGAGGCUGGGGUACACAUGGGCAUUCUGUACCAGCGGUGGAAGGCGCCGGCGACGAUGACGAACCAGUGUGUGUUAUUAUUAUUAGAAGACAACGUUGUAUUUCUGUAGCUGAAUUGUUGAGUUGCGGAUAUCAUUGUGCUGCUAAGGUUAAUGUGACGAUAAAGUUAAUGUCAAGAGUUACCUUC
Molecule: messenger RNA, 1220 nt
Organism: Zea mays
Lineage: Eukaryota; Viridiplantae; Streptophyta; Magnoliopsida; Poales; Poaceae
Product: histone one (H1)
Biological process (GO): chromosome condensation; negative regulation of DNA recombination; nucleosome assembly
Cellular component (GO): nucleosome; nucleus
Molecular function (GO): double-stranded DNA binding; structural constituent of chromatin; nucleosomal DNA binding
Source: RefSeq, marked validated